Molecule: messenger RNA, 4069 nt
Organism: Labeo rohita (rohu)
Lineage: Eukaryota; Metazoa; Chordata; Actinopteri; Cypriniformes; Cyprinidae
Gene: desi2
Product: desumoylating isopeptidase 2
Exons: 4
Coding region: 2727-3302 (191 amino acids)
Biological process (GO): protein deubiquitination
Molecular function (GO): deubiquitinase activity
Source: RefSeq, a predicted model, not a curated record
CUGUGAGGUUGGGCAUCAUCAGGCACGCGCAUUCAGUUCAGCUCACCCGCACUAUCGUCAGCCACACAAAACGGGGGAGGCUUCUCAUAUCUCGGGUGCUAAAACGUCUUCCUUUUAUCUGACUACUGGAUCAAUGAGUUCACUACCUCUCUGGGAAUUGGAGUCUUUCACUCAGGAAUUGAGAUCUAUGGCAGAGGUAAGUCUUGCAUUAUGACUCAGACACAAAUGAGUCAAGCUACUCAGAAAUCCAGUGUUUAACUUGUAUGACUGCAACAAAGAAAGAAGGGGGUGUCCUAAACAUGACUAAACCUCACAUCAUAGAUGAUCUGUUUAUGCAACAGGAAGAGACCUUGACAUUUUAUGCCACUUCUGCCUCUAGAAGCUUCCAGUUUAAUCAGAUGAAGAUGAGAUGUUUUGUUUGGAAGUUUUAAAGUUUGCAUUGGCAUUCUUGAAUGUUGUCUGUGUGAGAAAAGAUACUGAUAAUCAAAGUUAGCUUUUCUCCUUUACCCCAAACACACAAACCAAUAAAUACCUCACUUAUAGUGUACUAACAGCAUCUUAACUUGAAUGUGUAGGUUAUAAAUACAUGUUCAUUUACUCUAUCAACACCCAUUGUUGAAGUGUGAAACAGUAACUAAAACUAGUACAAACAAUCUGAUUAAUUGAAAUAAAUAUUAAAUGGAAAAACAACUAGAAAAUAAAAUAUUUAUACUGAAGGUACUAUAAAUUCUAAAAUACAACUGAAAUAAACAAAAUUACUAAAACAUAAAGGGGUCAUAAGAUGUGAUUUCACGUUUUCCUUUGUCUUUGAAGUGCUACAAGCUGUUCAUGCUUAUAUAAGAUUCGUAUAGUGCAAAGACUGAAAUCUAAAAUCCAAAGAGAUAUUCUUUAUAAAAGAGACUUGGGCGCACUUUCUAAAACGCCUUGUUCAAACACGCCCCCACAAAUCUACAUCAAAUCUGUGUGGGAAGAUCUGCACAAUGCCCGAAUGUAUACACAAAGAAAGAAGGCCUAACUUUUAGUUGCGCUGUAGUAUUGUUGUUGCCGCCGCCGCCAUGUCUCGGAGACGCUGUGUGUUUUGUUGCGAAAGCGAAACUACUUAGUUUGGCCUUCCAAAUGAGUACACAACUAGAAAUCAGUGGUUAAGGUAUAUUUACGACAGUACAAUGCAAAUAUUCAAGUGUGUGCAACGCAUUUUAUGGAGGAUUGUUUCCUGAACCUGGGAGAGUAGCCUACAAAGCCUGCUGUGCACAAAGGCUAUUUCUAUAAAGUGAGGCAAUUCUAACUUUGCAAUGACAGUCUGGCACCUCUGACUCACAGCCUGCAAGUACGUUUUCAUAUUUAAAGAAUUUGCUACUGACUAUUCAAACGUGAGUUUUGAACAGUGUAGGGUAGUCCUUGUUGUUCGUCGUUUCUAUGAUCACAAAUGCAGACAUGGUUUUAUGUAUACGUGGUGCAACACAACACGUAAAAACACGUAUAAGAACAGUAUAAGUCAUCAUACUCAGCAAUCAUGUCCCCACUGGAUGCAACAGAUGACUCAUUUAUAUGGGUUUAAUUGUUUUUGUGUCGUCGUGCCGGGAAACGGCAUCACAGCGUGGUAAGGGGCGUAACAUUUCUGUCACAUGCUUGAGGUAUUUGGCCAAUCACAACGCACUGGAUAGCUGGCUAAUCAGAGAACACCACACUUUUCAGAGCGAUGAGCUUUGUAAAAAUCAAUGCGUUUCAGAAAGCGUUUGCACAUUGCAUUACAAGAAAAAUAUAAUAUAAUGUUCUUUUUAUCAACAUCAAAUGACCUCUUUAAAAUUAAAUGAGAACUGAAAAGGUGUAUAUGACUUCUUUCAGAUGAAUAUAAUCAGACUUAUAUUGAUAAAAUGUCCUGGCUUUUCCAGGCUUUAUAAUGGCAGUGAAUGGGUGUUGAGAUUUUGAAGUCCAAUAAAGUGUCCGGGGGGUUAAUAAAGGCCUUAAUAAAGUGAAGCGAUGUGUUUGUGUAAAACAAAUAUCCAUAUUUAAAACUUUAGAAAGUGUGCAACAGUUAGAGGAAGCUGUUGAUUACAUUUUAUUAUUUUUAAAUGUGGAUAUUUUUCUUACUCAAAUGCAACGAUUCACCUCAGAAGGCCUUUAUUAAACCCUUGGAGCUGUGUGGAGCACUUUUUAUGAUGAAUGAAUGCACUUUAUUGGACUUCAAAAUCUCAACUGCCAUUAUAAAGCUUGUAAGAACAGGAUAUUUUCUAAUUUAACUCUUGAUUGUAUUCACCUGAAAGAAGAAAGUCAUACAAAUAGGAUGGCUUGAGGGUGAGGAAAUCAUGGGGUAAUUUUCAUUUUUGGGUAAACUAUCCCUUUAACACUCAGGCUAAGGGUGAGCGACAAAGUAAAAAUGGUGUAUAUCGCAAUUGUUUUUUCUGCCAAGAUCACAAUCAGUCUAAUCACAAUUCUUUGGAAGUAAACUGUUUUUUUUUUUUAGGUACAGUAGGUCCUGUAAGAAGCAGUCAAGUAAGAAAUUGAAUAAUCAAAUGUAAAAAUAAAGCAUUCCUUAGUAUUCACUCUAUGAAAUAAAUAUACAUUAAUUCUUAUUAAAGCUAAAAAAGUGCAAAAGAGAACUUAGUCCAGUACUCAUAUGCUGUGACAGACAGUUUCUGUUUGCACUCUGAAAUGUCAGAAUAUUAUGUGUGAAGUCAUUUAAAAGUUUACACUGGCAAGACUUUAAAAUUCAUGCAAAUGAUCAAAUGUGCACUGUAGCACAAUACUGGCAGUCUCUCUGUAAAGACAGAUUGUGGAGAUAUUUUAAUAACCUAACUCGUAAGUUUUCUUUUACUGCAGAGUUUGCCUAUGGAGGACAUCCUUAUCCUUUUUCAGGUAUUUUUGAGAUAACACCUGGUGACGCCACAGAACUCGGAGAGACGUUCAAAUUCAAAGAGGCCAUUGUUUUAGGGAGCACAGACUUCACAGAAGAGGAUGUGGAGAGAAUUGUGGAGGAAAUGGGGAAGGAAUAUAAGGGGAACGCCUACCACCUUAUGCACAAGAAUUGCAAUCACUUUUCCUCAGCACUAUCAGAGAUCCUCUGUGGUCGAGAGAUUCCACGCUGGGUGAACCGACUGGCCUACUUCAGCUCUUGUGUGCCCUUCCUUCAGAGCUGCCUGCCAAAGGAGUGGUUGACGCCGGCCGCUCUGCAGUCCAGUGUUAGUCAGGAGCUCCAGGGAGAGCUGGAGGAGGCCGAGGAUGCUGCGGCCUCUGCCACAACGCCUUCCUGCGCCGCGGUGGCGCCCGCUCCCAGACCAACCCGACACCAACCACGCCGAUGAACCCUGCUGCCUUGAGUGACAGGCCACCCCUGGUUUGAGCUGGACCACAGCUUCUGCUGCCAAUAGACCCCUCACCCCCCUCUCCUGAGAGACUAGCAAUUCACCAGCGGACUAGAUGAAACCCACCUUCUGUGUUAACUGAUUUAUUUCCGUAUGCUCAAGUGACCAUUAUGGGCCUGGAAACUAUCAAUCUUGUUUACUAUAAAACCUUCUAUGGGUUCAUCAGUGUUUUGAAUGAAUUAUGUUUUGGCCUUUUAUGUUUUGUUUUAAAAACUCAGGACUUGAAUACAAUGGCUUUGUUUAUUCACUGUUUUUUGUUUUAUAUUUUUUAAAUGCUUUUCUUACGCUGGAGUUGCUCACUAGCCUUCUCUCCCCCUUAUUCCUACAGAAAGCGCCUAUUCAGUGAAUACGAGACUUUUCUUUUUUAAUUUUACGGAGAACAUUCGUUUACAGAUUUCUUGCGUUCCAAUCCGUGUAUGAUUGUGUUGUUGUGUGCGGGUUACAAAAGCCAAAAUCUCCACACUUUUGUAAUGACACGCAUCCCACACUUUGGUGACUGUGCCUGAAGAUUUUUACCAUUACGUGCUCAGAGAGCUCUGCACUCUUUCUCUACAGAUCUCUACCUGUUCGGUCUGCUUUAAGUGGCAGGCUUCUUAUCCUAUGAGACCUUCCUCAGAUGUUUUACACCUUUUUAGUUUUUAGAGUCUUAUAUGUACUUGAGACAACAUUUGUAUUCCAUUUUAUGAUUAUUAAAGAAAAUAUACAAG